This is a messenger RNA of Cheilinus undulatus (humphead wrasse), 2440 nucleotides long. Its product is annotated as gastrula zinc finger protein XlCGF57.1-like. Gene Ontology annotation, biological process: regulation of transcription by RNA polymerase II. Bases 128 to 2002 code for a protein of 624 amino acids. Lineage: Eukaryota; Metazoa; Chordata; Actinopteri; Labriformes; Labridae. The record is from RefSeq and is a predicted model, not a curated record. Gene Ontology annotation, molecular function: DNA-binding transcription factor activity, RNA polymerase II-specific; RNA polymerase II cis-regulatory region sequence-specific DNA binding. The transcript is spliced from 3 exons.
AAUGAACAGAAGUGUCGUGAAACACUGAGUAAUGGCGGCUGAAUGAAAAUACUCUUUUAACCUCCUCCUUCUUCUAAAGUUUAUGAAGUUUUAGUUUGGUCUUUUUUUGUGUCGGAGUUUGAAUAAAAUGUCGUCCGUGGAGCAGCUGGUGUCCGCCAUCUUGGAGGAGUUCCUGAGGAUGGCAGUGACUGAAAUCUGUCAAAAAUUCACAAAAGAGGAAGAAUCUUCUGGCUACAUGAAGACUGAGGAGCAGCUGCAGGCCGUGCUGUGGAGUAUCUGCGGGGCUCUGCUGCAGGAGCUGAGGAGGCUGCUGGAGGAGAACGAUGAGCUGAAAGACAAGCAGCUGGAGGACAAGGAGCAUCUGCAGGACUCCCCCCUUCCUGCAGCAGAAGAAUACGCUCAGGUAGAGCUUUUCCACCAAUCAGAAGCUCCUGUAGGGGAAGACCCCCUGGAGACAGAGGCCGCAGACAGCAGCAGACAGACGUUCAGCUGCAGCAUCUGCAGCAGCACUUUCUCCAGACGUGCCAACCUUAGCGCUCACCUGCGUGUCCACACCAGAGAGCGGCCCUUCACCUGUCCCACCUGUGGGAAAGCCUUCUCCGCCCGCAGCAGCCUCCGAGUCCACCAGCUCACCGUCCACAGUGUGCAGCGGCCACACACUUGUUCGCACUGCAGGAAGGUAUUUGGCACCCGUAGCCACCUGAGGACACACCAGACAUCCGGUUGGUGUCGGCGUAAGUGUUCGGCCUGUGGCGAGAUGUUGUCAGCGAGGUGCCGCCUACCUCAGCACAAACUGAUCUGUCAGAAAACACUCAAGAGAUUCAGCUGUAAGGAGUGUGGAAAGGAGUUCUCCAAGAACAGCUACCUGACAGCUCACCUGAGAGUCCAUCUGGAGGAAAAACCGUUCAAAUGUCCAACGUGUCAGAAAGGAUUCACCACACAGCGCAGCGUCCGCGUCCACCAGCUCACCAUCCACAAAGGUCUGCGGCCAUUUACCUGCAGCUUCUGCAGGAAGACCUUCGGCCAGCAGAGCAGCCUCAAAGCUCACCUAAGGAUGCACACAGGCGAGAGGCCGCACACCUGUGAGCUCUGUGGAAACAGCUUCUCCAGCAGGAGCAGCUUGGCGGUCCACCGCCGCGUCCACACCGGAGAGAAGGCCUUCAGCUGUGAGAUGUGUGGGAAGUGCUUCAGUGUGUCGGCUAACCUGAAGCGUCACCAGCUCGUCCACUCUGGCAAUCGGGCAUUCAGCUGCGAUGUCUGCAACCGCACUUUCACCCAGGCUGCUCACCUGAAAGUACACCGCACAGUGCACAGUGGUGAGUGGGCGUUUAUUUGUAAUGUCUGUGGGAGGGGAUUCAGACAGCGCAGUGCCCUCCUGGUUCAUGAACAGAGCCACACCGGCGUCAAACCGUACGGCUGUAACCAGUGUGCGAAAAACUUCUCCACAUCAGCGUCACUGAAACGCCACCAGCUGGUCCACAACGGACAGAGAGCGCACACUUGUGACGAGUGUGGAAAAAGCUUCAGCAGCGCCCACAUCCUGAAGACUCACCUGCUGCUGCACGGCGGUAAUAAAGCCUUCUCCUGUGAUGUUUGUGGGCGGGGCUACAGUUCUCUGAGCUACCUGAAGAUGCACCGGCGCAGCCACUCAGAGGGAAAGCCGUUCAGCUGCCCUCAGUGUCAGAAAACCUUCACCACACAGGCCAGCAUGAAGCUGCACGAGCGCACACACAGCGGAGAGAAACCUUUCAUUUGUGAGGUCUGUGGGAAGAGCUUCAGUGUGUCCCAAAACCUGGUCAGACACAACCGCGUCCAUAGCGGUGAGAAGCCCUUCGAGUGUGGUGUGUGCGGGAAGAGAUUCACCCAGAACAACAACCUGAAGGCUCACCAGCUGGUUCACACGGGGGAGAAACCGUUCAGCUGCUCCGUCUGCAGCAGGAACUUUGCAUCCAUGAGGAACCUCAGAGAGCACAAGUGUGUCCUUGCUGGUGGAGUGAGGUAGAGGGGAUGGAGAUGGGAGGCUGAUGAAGAUUGUAGGGCCAAAGAUGUCCUGAAACUGAAUGGGAACGGGCUUCUGCUUACAGGAGAGGUUUGUUUGUGUCUUCACUGAAAACAAGGAUGCACUGAUGAACACCACAAAAGAUAGUCUAGGCUUUAGGGAAAUGAAACAAAAUUAAAAAGUCCUUUUCCUCUAAAUUAAAGUAAAAAUCUCUAAAUAGUGCCCAAAUAAACUGGUGUUUUGGUUUAAUUUCAUUCUUAGAUUGAGUUCAUCAGUUUUAGUGGUUUUAUAUUCUAGAGUGGCAGUACAUUUCCAUUAGUUAUGACUGAAAACACAUGAAAUCAACAGAAUUAGAUCCAAGGUUUUGAUACCUCAGCAUAAGUCCCAGCUCUUUCAUACUACUUGUUCAUAUCAUUGUAAUGUAAAAUACACAAAUUUAAA